GCCUGAUGCUGCAUGUCCGGAUGGCUGUAGUGGUUUGAUUGAUCUGCUCUCAGCUGUUGAGGCAUGGCAACAGAAACAUGGCAACAAACCAAUCACUGUACACUGCAUGAAUGGUGCAGACAGGAGUGGUUUGUUUUGCCUGGCCUCAACUGCAGUGGAGAGCAUAAAACUGGAACAAGAAGUAGAUUUAUUCCAGAUUGCCAAGUCUUUGAAGACUACAAGGCCUCAACUGCUUCCAACAAAGGAGCAGUACAUAUUUUGCCAUGAUGUAGUUGAAAACUACAUGUCAUCAUUUGAUACAUAUGCCAAUUUUCAAUAAGAAAACUUGUGUAGUGGUAACUCUUCUCAAGGAUGGAUUUAAGAAACGUUGUACCCGAAAAGUUAAUGCUAGGAAUUGCAACUACGAAACAUUUAUUUUAGG
Molecule: messenger RNA, 421 nt
Organism: Owenia fusiformis
Lineage: Eukaryota; Metazoa; Annelida; Polychaeta; Sabellida; Oweniidae
Source: the annotation of a GenBank genome assembly